This is a messenger RNA of Papilio machaon (common yellow swallowtail), 1504 nucleotides long. RefSeq lists its product as uncharacterized. The transcript has 7 exons. The record is from RefSeq and is a predicted model, not a curated record. NCBI's taxonomy places the organism in Eukaryota, Metazoa, Arthropoda, Insecta, Lepidoptera, Papilionidae. Bases 10 to 1497 code for a protein of 495 amino acids.
CUCAUUAUCAUGGCGGAGGACGAAGACGGUGUUUCAAAUAAAAAUUCACCACAAAAUUCAAACGAUGCAGACUCUAAUCAGGAAAACGAACAAAAUGCUGUAAAACCAGACUUAGGAAUUGAAGAAGCAAAGUAUAAUAGUCAAGAAAAUGGCCACGCGUCGCCCACAAAGCCCAAAAGUUCCUCAACUAAGUCUACCGGAGCUGUGCGUAAGGAAGAGAAUCCCUUUUCGUUUCGGCACUUCCUCAAGAGAGAUCUUUCGUUGCCGGGCAACUCGACUUAUGAGAACACUGGUGCCAGGCCUAAGGCUUACUCGAGCACAGUGCAACACUCGCCUACUAAAGUAGAUAUUCACACAGAAUCUAGACGUGAGAAAAAUCGUCAGCAUGAUAAUCAAACCAAAGAUAAAGCAAGCGAGGGUGCAAGCCAUCGCAUCAAUGAUAAUGUACCUUCGACUAGUUCUAUGGACGUACCGUUUAGGGUAGUAGAGAGCUUGAAUUGUGAGGAUAACUUUUAUUCGGAAAAUGCUGAUGUAUCAUUUUAUCGCAAACCAAAUUUAGCAUCUGAGCCUAUGGGGAUGCCAUCCCUACCUGAUUUUGUGCAAGACCAUAUUUUAGUGGAACAAGCUUACUUACAUUCAAACGGACCGAUGUCAUUGGACUUGGACAAUCUACCAGAUUUUACUUUUAAUACUAACUUUAAUGCUGGUUCAUCUUCAUCCUUGGGAAGGAGAAAUGACAACAAUUAUGUUGGUAAUAGAGGCUAUGAUUAUGACCCAUACAUGGGUGCAUCAACAUCGUCUGAUUCAGGACCAUCAAACAGGAAUAUCCCACUGGACCUGCCGGCAGGGGCCGAAGCGGCCGGCCCUGUCCCACUCGACCACCCCAUGCAUCUCAGUCUAGAUCUCACUGAAUCUGUAAAUCCUUCAGAUAGAAGGAAUAUGUCACCUAGAAACCAAUUUCCAUUAGACCUGCCUCCAAAUGCAGGUGCUGAAUCUAAACGUCUGCCGGAUUUCCUGCCUGUACACCCUGGCAGAACCUCCCCAGAACCGGAGCACCAGGACGAGCAGCUGCAGCAGAUCAUGAGCGAGCUGGAGAGAACCAGGUCGGAGUUAUUCACGGAGCGCAGCCGGCGAUGUCGUGCUGAGCAGGAGAUGGCGAACGUACGCUACCGUUUGAACGAACGUGAGCGCGCAUUUCGCGAACAUGUGUGCAGGCCUGUUGUUACCCCACCGACUGAAACUAGUCCAGCCCCGGAGCCUCCCACUGAGGUUAGAAAUGCAGAUCCCGAAGUUGUGUCAAAAUUGAAAAAUGAAAUAAAAAAAUUAAAAGAGCAGCUGCGGGUGUCGCAGGAGGAGGUGAGGGUGCUCCGCGGGGCGCAGGCGGGAGCCGCCGCAGACCUGCGCCGCGCCUCCAGGCUCGCUGAGACAUCUCUCAGAGAGCUGCUGGCGGGUCUGGAGCAGCUGAACACGCUGAGCUCGCGGCUGGACCCAACAUGAUGGGAUA